GCCAGUUAAACUUGAACUUCGAAGCCGUACGGUUGCUGUAGGGAACCGAUCAGUACGAAACCGUGAAGAUCUUUUCGCUGCAGUCCCACUUGCCAGUGGUGGUGGGCCGUGGGCUUUCUUUCGAGUCAGUCGCUUCAUGAUCUUGUAACUGAUAAAACAAACCAGGUGUUGGUAAACUUCACAAAGUAUUUAUGAUCUAGCGAGCCAUUGUAGUGUGUGUUUGAUUAAUUGGGCAUCAAGGAAUCAGAAGGUGUGACUGUCCGAAGUAAAAAAAACAGUGCUGCAUGUUAAACGCAGAAGAAGAGACAAGAAAGCGUAAUUAGAAGUGAUAUCUGGAGCAUUCACUGCGGAAUCCGUGCCGUUUAGUUUGCUGUUUAGGACCUGUGUGGCUGUAAAUGAAUAAUUAAUCGACAUGAUGAGGCGCCUCGUCGACUUAGGUCUUAUUAUCCGAAUAUGGCUAGUGUUACUUAGUGUCGAAACCAGCCAGUGUGACAAUGCUGAACCCAGAGCAUUAGAUUUAUCAGUUCCAUGGAGACCCCUUCCGUACCACGUGCCUCAGCAGCAGCUGAUCAGUGUGGCGAGUUUCGACACCACCAGCAAGGACGAACUAGUCCAUAUCGCGCAGCACAAUGCGCACAUCCUGAAGCAGUUCAACCAACCCAUCACCCAGUAUCAGAAUCAAAAUACGCAACAGUUGCAACCGGUGGGUGGACCAAUGCUACCGACACAACAGUCAUCGCCUCAUCAGGCGCCGCAACAGUCUCUGCAGUCACAUAUGAAGCCACCUCCCUACGGGGGACACACACCGGGACCGAAGUACAUGACCACGCCACUCCUGCUGACCAAUGUGAGCCCCGCCGGGGCGGCAGCGGCCGCGAUCGCCAUGCAAACCACGGCUCGCCACGCCAACAAGCCCUUCGGGCCUAAAUCGGAUCAAGUCACCACGCUCAAUUUGGUGCACUCGUCCACACCGAAGCUCGUGACUCCAUUGGCUGGCCAUCUGACUCCGGUCGGCGUCAAGGCGGCCAAAUUCAAUGGCCAAUUUAGGGAACCUGUCCACAACGCACAGCCUGCGAAUCUACAGAAAUCUACCAUGAAUGCCCCCCAUCCAGUGAUGAAUAAAAUACCAUCCCACAUGGGACUCGGCUAUCGCCCGAAGCAACCUGUGGCCGCCAAUUCUAACCGCUUGGAGCAUUACAUUUCUCCUAAUCACUUAUACGGCACCUACAUCCAAUUUGGACAGGGAUCAAGCCCACUGCAAGCAGCGAAGACCAAAUUUAUCAGCCAACUUGCCAGCCAUCCUAGCUUUGAUGCACAGCUCAAAGGUUUACUGCAUGCUGGCGUUGGUAAUGGCUACCAGCAAACGUUCGCCCAUAUCAAGAACAUGCAGAAGAUGAACUAUCUCCAACAGCAAAGCAAGCUGCAGCCCUUCUAUAAUCACAUUGCUCCAACCGACAUCGAUCUCCCGAAGAAACUGCAUUCAUCCGGAGAGAAGGAGUCCACCAAGACCCCUGUCACCCCAUCGACACCGCUUUUCCCACACAUCCCUCCUAGCGUCCUGACUCCAUUCUUCCAACAGGUUCAACAGCAACAACAGAGCAAGUUCGGGUUCAGCCUGAAGACCCAGCAUCCACCUCCGCCAGCAGCAUCUCCAGCUCCGACACAAUUCUUCAAAGAGAAACCCUACAAACACCAAUCUAAUCUGCAGUACGAUUCCCAUCAAAUUCAUCCUACCCCGCUCCAACAUCAUGGCACUGAAUCAUUUGGUUUUACAUCCUAUCAAAGCCACCAACAACUCCCAAUCAAUCAUAAACCCCAUGAAUCAGUUAAAUUCAAAGAAAACAAGCAUGUAUUUAAUGAAAUUCACGACGAAUACAGCCAAAAUUUAGUUCCGCCACCUCCCAGCACCCAGCAAGCUUUGCUUCCUACAAUAACCAACCAUGCGGAAUUCAACAAAGACCCGGCCGAAAUCCUUAACAAAUAUAACAUCAACUCCCAUUCUCCGCUCCAAGAUGCCAAUCGAUUCAGCUAUGAAUCGUUCGCUAGACCAAGUCCUUCAUCACACACUCCUGCAUCAACCCCAGGCUCCACUAGCUAUCCAUCUUCUACCUCUUCCCAAUCCCCACCUAGCACAACACCACGUCAACCAUUCUAUAGUCAUUCAAUCAUCUUUGGUGGCGAUCAUAAUGGUUUCAGCACCCCUGUGAUGGUUACCCCGGUUAACGACGACUGGAUUGGACGUGAUAAAUUCAUCACUACCGAAAAGCCCAACGUAUUCAAACAUCUCUAUCGACAGCAAGAAAGCGAAUACAAACAGCACAAGAUCAUGCACCCUAGCUACACAGGUCUUCCACCCAAUAAAAGACCCUCGUCUACAACACCUUUGUCGGUGUUGGAUGCCUCCACGGAGGAACCUCUCAUCACGCACAGCUUCUUCACGAUCGAGGAUGCGAUUUCUGACCCCACACUCAUCCCACCCAGCAGUCGUAACAAGUACAAGUACACUACUGAAGCCGAAAGCAAUCGAUUGGAUGAUCCCCAACCGGAAAUAGUCACCAUUGGGCCGGCUUUCUUAGAUUCCCAAGAACUUGGUACCACCACUCCAUACCCAAUGUUCAAGUCAAAGGGCCGCCGGCGUCGACCAAAGCCCUCCACCGAGCAGUCAAUUGAAUCCGAUUCAACUGAAAAUCCAGUAGAUCGUCCCAAUCGUAACCGAUUCCGCUUCCGGCCGCGACCGACUAUCGAUGGUGAAGUUGAAUUCAAAACUACAACCAAUACUCCGUCAACGACUCCAUAUUUCACGGAAGACAGCUCUCUUAGAAAACAUCGUAAAAAAAUACCAUCCAACGUGAAUCGGAAUCGGUUUUCGGCAGGUCGCGAUGAUCAAGACCAAGAGCAACAGGACAUUCCAGUUACACAAUUCCCAUCGGUAACGACCCCCUCUGUUUUCAAUACCCCUACGUCUCUGUUCAAUUUCAGCAACGAUAACAAUGGACUGCGGUCACGAUUCCGACCAACCAGCGGAUUCGACGUCAAGCCAGCUCGAACGAAAUCCAAAUUUAGUGACGACUUUGAAGAUCCGUUCAAAUCAUCUGAGGUCACACGAGACAGCGAGAACACUCGUGUCAACUUCAAACUGCAAAACAGUAAAACGAGUCUACGACUGCCUUCUUCUUCACCAUCAUUUGGGCCAAGCACGUCCUCCACGUUUGCAAGUUAUACUUCGGACGAAACCAGCGGUGAAGUGAACCGAACCAAACCGGAACUGAACCGACCUCGCUUCAGCAUCAAAGAGUACCGGAACAAGCUCAACCGGACGACGUCGACAACUACGACUUCCACCAGUAGUACUACCGCGGCAUCUCUUGGAUUGGUUGACCUUGACAUAACUACCCAAGCCUCGACAAAACUUCGCUUCCCUACGCGAAACCGUUUCGUACUAAAUACCCGAGUAAACAAAACUACUGAAUCGAAUGAGGUGCUUUCCGGUACCAUCAUUAACAGUAGCAGCAGCACAACAGACAAACCGGUGGUAACCAACGAAACUACCACUAGCACCACCACGAGGACAUCGUUCCGGCCAUCAGGAACCCGAAAUCAGUUCAAUCGGUUCACGGUGAAAAAGGUCACCACGGAGCAACCCCCGCAGUCAUCAACAGCGCCGGCCCGAGUCAUCAAUCGAGGCCGAAUUCGGCUGCAGGAUACAUCCACACAAGCGACGCCGAAUCGAACCGCCAUCCCAUCGUCGCUCAACACUAGCACCCUGGCGAACCGCCGUCCACCCAAAAUCAGCCUCCGACAGCGAAUCCAAAACUUCAACCGAAAAAAGGAAUCCGAGGGUCCGCUCAGUAACCCGGAGGCAGAGAACAACAGUCUCCUGAACACAUCCGAUGAGGUGAAACCAUUCGACGAUCUGUCGAUUCUGGGCACCGAUACGCAGAAUCGCUUCGAGGACUCAGUGCCAUCAACGUCGACCAGCACCAGCACCACUACGACGGAAGGCUAUCGCCAUCCCGAGACGGCCAUCAUGAAAAUCUCACCCAAGGACUCCUCCGGCAAUGGUUACAACAGCAACAACGACGGAGACUGGGAUCUGAAUAGUGCAUCGUCCGAUUAUUCUAAACGGGUCGUCGAACUGACCCUGUCGGCCAGCAAGGACAAGGGCUUCAAAUCGGUCAACAAGGGAUUGCUGUCAAGGCGAGUGCCAGGAUAUUUUACUCUAGCCACAGAGGAUCCCAUUCUGCCCAUUGAGGCAUUUUUUCCCCAGGUGAAAAAAGUGAGCGCGUGAGACGUAGUUGCGAGUGAUUAUUCAAGUCGAAUGUGAAGAGUGGGUGUCAGCAAAAAGUUGCUGCGGUUGAGUUGGUAUUCAAUUAUCGUGUCGGUAAGAUGAUUUUUCCGUGAUUGAGGUGAUGAUGAAUGCGAUUUCAUUUUUUUCUUGGAUGAAUGCGAAAGUUCAAAUGAAUGAAACUGAAAACUUAACCGGUUCGGUCUCAAUGAGUUUAGUCUAGAUUGCUACAAAAUAUGAUUUUGAUAAGAUAGACAUAUCGAAGUAAAAAUUAAAUUUCCACUUUAAAUGGCUCAAUAGAGACAGAGAACUUCAAUAUUUCGAUGGAUUCCAAUGAAUGUCGAAUGAUAUUUAUCAAAACGAAAGUCACAAAUCCACUCUAACUUUUGACCGGGCCCUUAUCCACAUAUUCUCACUCAUGCUGUGUACCGUAAGCGUGCUUUUCAGCUCUUGUUGUACUUUUUCCAACCGUGCGACGCCUUGAGAGUGAAAAGACAUUUACCGUACCCAUCUCCUCCUAAAAGUUUGACAUCAUUGGAAAUUUAACCAUCGUACCAGAUAUUGGAAACAACGAACCUAGUUAAGUUUCAGAUGUUUGCGCAAAUGCGAAUAGAUCAGUUAGUUGUGCGGAUACGUGUGAAGAGACCUACGUUAUCAUUUUACUUGUCAUAUGCGGCGGAUAGAUUCCCAUGUAGUCCUAAAUUUUCAACAUGUAUGUACGUUAGAAUUUUUACUCCCCUCACUAUUAUGAUAAAUUAUUACCAGUUAGCUGAUGUCUGUUUGUGAAGUGAUCAAAUAGGUAUUGAAUAAAAAACAACUUCUACACAGAAGAGUCUACUAGUUGGGGAGAAGCUAGGAAUGAAUUCCGAAGAAUUAGUUAUAAUAUGCUUCAUAUUUUUGUUAGGCAAUGUUGUCUAGUGAAUAUGUAUUUAUUAUAAAAAGAAAAGUGGAAUGAAUUCACAUGUGUACCUUUAGGGAAAAUAGAAGUACAUGGGCGGAUAGGAGAAUACUGAACUGAAUCAUAUGAUUCAUCAAAGCAGAGGACUAAAUUGUUGCUGCUAAAAAGUCUGUAAAUUAGAAUUUGUGUUGAUUACAAUAUUAUAUGUAACACGCUAGCAAACAUCUUCACAAUAACUAUGUGGUAAAGAAAAGCUAGCGAUAAAUGAAAAACAUAUUUAGUUGUAGAUAAUAUGAAAUAAACGAAAAUCUGUAAAUAGAAGAAUAAU
This is a messenger RNA of Armigeres subalbatus, 5511 nucleotides long. RefSeq lists its product as uncharacterized. Bases 413 to 4288 code for a protein of 1291 amino acids. The record is from RefSeq and is a predicted model, not a curated record. The transcript has 6 exons. Lineage: Eukaryota; Metazoa; Arthropoda; Insecta; Diptera; Culicidae.